Molecule: messenger RNA, 2456 nt
Organism: Entelurus aequoreus (snake pipefish)
Lineage: Eukaryota; Metazoa; Chordata; Actinopteri; Syngnathiformes; Syngnathidae
Gene: vps26a
Product: VPS26, retromer complex component A
Exons: 9
Coding region: 148-1131 (327 amino acids)
Biological process (GO): retrograde transport, endosome to Golgi; intracellular protein transport
Cellular component (GO): endosome; retromer complex
Source: RefSeq, a predicted model, not a curated record
AGUCACGAGUGCCUCUGCCCCACCCAGAUCACAUGACCCGUGUCACGUGACCACCAGCCUUCAUACCGCGUCCUGGUUCACGCGCACGAGCUUCCACUGAGCGAGGCUAGCUGUUAGCUUUUAGCUGCAAGUGUCUUGACGGCCAAGAUGAGUUUCCUGGGGGGUCUGUUUGGGCCAGUGUGUGAGAUAGAUGUCCUGCUCAACGAUUCCGAGAGCCGAAAGACUGCUGAACUGAAGACAGAAGAUGGCAAAAUGGAGAAACAUUAUCUGUUUUACGAUGGAGAGUCUGUGUCCGGCAAGGUGACUCUAAAUGUGAAGCAGGGAGGAAAGCGACUUGAACACCAGGGCAUCCGCAUUGAGUUUGUUGGACAGAUUGAGCUUUUCUCCGACAAAAGCAACACCCAUGAGUUUGUGGAUCUGUUGAAAGAGUUGGCACUGCCCGGAGAGCUCACCCAGAACAAGAGCUAUGACUUUGAGUUCAUGCAGGUAGAGAAGCCCUACGAGUCCUACACUGGAGCUAACGUCAGGCUAAGGUAUUUUCUGAGGGUGACAAUAGUGCGUCGACUGUCAGACCUUGUGAAGGAGUACGAGCUGAUUGUCCACCAACUGGCAACCUACCCAGAUAUCAACAACUCUAUCAAGAUGGAAGUCGGCAUAGAAGACUGUCUUCACAUCGAGUUUGAAUACAAUAAAUCCAAGUACCACCUAAAAGAUGUCAUUGUUGGAAAAAUUUACUUCCUGCUGGUCAGGAUCAAAAUCCAACACAUGGAGCUGCAGCUAAUCAAGAAGGAGAUAACAGGCAUAGGUCCCAGUACGACCACUGAGACGGAGACGGUUGCUAAGUAUGAGAUCAUGGAUGGAGCCCCGGUUAAAGGAGAAUCAAUUCCCAUUAGACUGUUUCUGGCAGGGUACGACAUGACACCCACCAUGAGAGACGUCAACAAAAAGUUCUCUGUACGCUACUUCCUGAAUCUGGUGCUGGUGGAUGAAGAAGACAGGAGAUACUUUAAACAGCAGGAGAUUGUGUUGUGGAGGAAAGCACCAGAGAAGGUGAGGAAACGAAACUUCCACCAGCGUUACGAGUCUCCAGAUCCCCGACCUCAGCCUAGUGCAGAGGAGCCAGAGAUGUAAAGGCGAGCGAGGCCAUGAACUGAAACACAAACACACAUGCCAACUCUUCACUGCUGAGCAGCCAGAGGUGUGAGGCUACCCCACUCUCGUAUUGGACUGUAUACACACCCACACACACAUUGUGACAUGUUCCUCCGCCCAUCCCUUCAGCUUCAAAUGUGAGCUGUGCUUUCCGUGUCACAGCACCGCACUCAUUUUUGGACGCAUGAGCACACGUAAUAUGUUGAGUGCCUGAUGUCAAGCGGUGAGACAUUUGAUCUUGAAGGCACAAGACUACACGCACAAUAGAAAGCUGAACUCUUUUUGCAAGAGCAAAAAAAACAAGACCGAGUUACUAGCAACUUCUUACACCUUCUUUGGUAGAGGUUUUUUUGUUGUUGCACAUGCUCUUACAGUCAUGUUUUUUGCCAUUUGGAUGGACACACACACGCCGUUCUUUCCCCAGGGAUGUCAGAAAUUGGACUUAAAAAACAAAUAAUCUGAUCAUUUGUUUUUAACAUGGUAUUUUGUUUCCUGUUUUUGGGCAAGAAAAAUGUCAACCAUCUUUUAAAUGAAUGUUGUGUAUAAUACAGUUUAUUUACAGAUGAAUACAUUUCAGGUUUUCAUAGGUUUGUGAUGCAGUUUCCACAGUUUAGUUUUCUGUUAGGUUCAUUGUCUGAAGUGUGUGUGUCUUAUUCUCUUACAUCAAUAUCCACGAGUCAUGGAAGUCUAUUGAUUAUCAUCAAUUAUUUAAAGAACACCUGUCAAAAUUGAAAAACUUGCGUAUUAACAGGAAUUUUUUGGAAUGGCUUUCGGACAAUUGAACGGUUACGUUAAAUCUUGCAUCAUAGACUUUGACAUGCAGCCUGUGUUGCAUGUUUAUGCCUUAAAAGAUUAACAUACACUAAAAGGAAAUGAAAGCAUAAGAGGUCUACCUCAUCUGCAGUUGGAAACAUAAUUGAAAAAUGUUUUCAUUUCAAACAGUUAUUUGUCAUCUCAUGUGGCAAAUCGUGACUCCAUGAUAUUGAUUUCAUAAAAGCACUCAACCAUUGAGUUUGUAAUUUCAGCUCAACAGUUGAAUGUAACUUUUAUUGUAUCCUAAUUUGGGAACGGUUUAUGUGCAAGGAACAUUUAAUUUAUUCCCCCCUGUCAAGACACAAUGUCUUUCUAGUCAUGUUGGAUCUUUUCUUUUAGAAAACUAUUAAGGUGAUGAAGAAACCGAUGUUUUGCAUGUUUAUCUUUUUGCAAUGAUACACCAUAUCAAGAGCAUCUGUGUAUGUACUGUAUAUAUUUUGAACCUCUAAAUAGAGCAUAAAAUAAUCAUGAUUAAAGGAAAUUUAUAUUGA